UUCCGAUCUCCUUUUUGCAUCGAGCGUUCGAGUACUUUGCUCCUUCUCAAACCCUAAUCGUUAAAUCAAUGGAGAGAGGCGGCGAUCGUGGCGGAUUCGGGCGUGGAUUUGGCCGUGGGGAUCGCGGUGGCCGCGGUCGUGGUGAUCGCGGUGGCCGUGGUCGUGGUGGCCGACGCGGUGGUGGCCGCCGUGAGGAUGAGCAGAAAUGGGUUCCCGUCACCAAGCUAGGCCGACUUGUCAAGGAAGGGAAGAUCGUCAGUCUCGAGCAGAUCUACCUUCACUCUCUUGCUGUCAAGGAACAUCAGAUUGUGGAGACCAUUCUCGGUCCGCAACUCAAGGACGAGGUCAUGAAAAUUAUGCCAGUCCAGAAGCAGACCCGAGCCGGGCAACGCACGCGCUUCAAGGCCUUCGUCGUCGUUGGAGAUGGUAACGGCCAUGUUGGUCUCGGUGUCAAGUGCUCUAAAGAAGUGGCCACCGCAAUCCGAGGUGCAAUCAUCCUUGCGAAGCUUUCAGUGGUGCCAGUGAGGAGGGGAUACUGGGGAAACAAGAUCGGGAAGCCACAUACUGUACCGUGCAAGGUCACGGGAAAGUGCGGGUCGGUAACCGUGCGGAUGGUGCCGGCGCCGCGAGGGGCCGGUAUUGUGGCUGCUAGAGUUCCGAAGAAGGUGCUUCAGUUUGCCGGGAUUGAAGAUGUCUUCACCUCCUCCCGAGGAUCCACCAAGACUCUCGGCAACUUUGUUAAGGCAACUUUCGAUUGUCUGAUGAAGACCUAUGCGUUUUUGACUCCAGACUUGUGGAUUGAGUCUCGCUUCGCUAAAUCACCAUUCCAGGAAUAUACUGACCUACUUGCGAAGCCAACCAAGGCCAUCCUUGAUGAUGUUGUUGAGAGGGUUGAUGCCUAAUUUUCUGUGGUAUUUUUCUUUCUAGUGUUUGCCAAAUGCCUUUCCCACCUUUUAAAAGACCUUAUUAGCUGCAUCUUGUUCAUGUUUUUUAUUUAUUAUGGUCUUGCUUGUUACUCACUACACAUUGUUCCCUGUCAUAACUUUUGAAUUGUGCUAUUUCUAAGAGAAUAUUAGCCUCUCUUUUGUUUUCGUUUUCUAAGAUUUUGCUGGAUGGUGAUUAGUUAAA
Dendrobium catenatum is the source of this 1128-nucleotide messenger RNA. Its product is annotated as 40S ribosomal protein S2-3-like. Bases 69 to 902 code for a protein of 277 amino acids. Gene Ontology annotation, cellular component: ribosome; cytosolic small ribosomal subunit. Lineage: Eukaryota; Viridiplantae; Streptophyta; Magnoliopsida; Asparagales; Orchidaceae. Gene Ontology annotation, biological process: translation. The record is from RefSeq and is a predicted model, not a curated record. Gene Ontology annotation, molecular function: RNA binding; structural constituent of ribosome. The transcript has 2 exons.